Messenger RNA from Arabidopsis thaliana (thale cress), 1117 nucleotides. Its product is annotated as plant/protein. The coding region runs from base 249 to 698 and encodes 149 amino acids. NCBI's taxonomy places the organism in Eukaryota, Viridiplantae, Streptophyta, Magnoliopsida, Brassicales, Brassicaceae. The transcript has a single exon. The record is from RefSeq and is marked reviewed.
CCCUCGAAUGGAUAAUUACUUGACAGACUCAAAUAAAAAAAUGAGAAGUUUCCGUAAGCUACGAGAAAGACAAGGUAGUCGCUAGAAACUUCAAUUCAUCAGAUAUUUUUGUCCCCUAUCUUCUUAUCCCCUCACGCACCUCUUACACACACUCUUAUAUAAAGAAAACACUCUUUGCUCAUUCUAAUUAAACGCAAACGUACAAGUAGUGAAGUAUCACGACUUUGAUUUAUUUCUGUAUAUCUAAGAUGCAGGCGGUAUCAGUUGAUGAAACCAAAAACACGGUGGUGCUACGGGCGGAGCACAAGAAUGAAGAAGGCCGGAAAUCUGUUGAUAAGUUCGAAGUGAAGACACGUAAUCCGGAGACGAUCAAGAGCGUUGAGCGGAAGCUUAUGGAGAAAGGUGUUCAACGGAUGGAUCGUCAUCCUUCCGAUGGGAUUCCUCUCAGGCGACCACCAUCGAAGUCAGGUCACGGCGGGAAGUACACGUGGGAAGGACCUGAUCGGAUGGAGGAUUACGAGAUGCAGCCGGAUCCACCGGCGAUGGAUGAAGGAGAUCCUAAUUACGACGAGGAACAGGUGAAGAAGAGUGGUGAUGACGUGGCGGUUGAGCUUGUGAAAGGAGAGGUUGAGGUGGCUAAGGAGGCUCCGGCUGGUGUUGCUAGGGUUGAGGUUGAUCCUCGCUUGGUCGGUCGUUGAGAGUUUGAUAGAGGAGGAAGAAAAAUGUUGGGGCGAAUGUGAGAAAGAGGGAGAAAUGUGGGGUUGGAUUUUUAAUUUCGAGUUAAUGUUUUAGUGUAAAAUGACUUUUCACUAUUUCUGUAAAAAAUAAUAAUUGAUCUGCUAGCAUUGAAAUCCACCAUUCGGUGGUCUUUUUUCAUUAUCCAACAUAACUCUUUUUAUUACUUAUUGUUGUCAUGUGCUGUGUACUUGCAUGGAAGACAAUUAGCCAGAGGACACAAUGUGUGAGUUAAAUUUCAAUUUCGAGUUGUGUAUAGUUAAACAGUAUUUAUUUGUGUGAUAAUAAUUAAAUAGAGUUGUGGAUAAUGCCCGUAAUGGAACAUGGUAACAAAAUGGCAUUUAAUUAUUUAUGAUGACAAGAAGUUUGGUCUGUUCUAUUA